UACAAGCAGAGUUAACGUUAUACUAUUUGUCUGCCACCAAUGACCUUCUAAGUGGCUGCUUUAAUACUCAGUAGUAUUUACUUGGUCCAGAACACUGCCAGCUGAGGAUCCUCAUACCUUGCCAGCACUUUCUGCGAUUACGACUGACGCUUUCUGUCUGGAUGCCGGAAGAUAUAGUGUCCCAGUACCAGGCUGUCCCCAGCCAGCUUGAGAAGCCAUCUGGAAAUGCAAUCCUGUGCAGCAACUGUGAAAGCCCAUGUAAGGGGGAGGUUCUGAGAGUGCAGAAUAAAUAUUUUCAUAUCAAAUGCUUCACAUGUAAAGUAUGCGGGUGCGACUUGGCCCAGGGAGGAUUUUUUGUGAGACAAGGCGAUUACAUUUGUACUUUGGACUAUCAAAGACUAUAUGGAACGAGGUGCUUCAGCUGCGAUGAAUUCAUCGAGGGAGAAGUUGUUUCUGCUUUAGGAAAAACCUACCAUCCCAGAUGUUUUGUUUGUGCUGUUUGUCGAAACCCUUUUCCACCGGGCGACCGAGUUACUUUUAACGGCAAGGAAUGCAUAUGCCAAAAAUGUACCGUGUCUCCGACUGUUGGAAACAGUAACUUCUGUAUUCAGGCUCUGAGAAACUGUGGCGGAUGUGGCUUGGAAAUUAAGAAUGGGCAGUCAUUGGUAGCUCUUGAAAAACAUUGGCAUUUGGGAUGCUUCAAAUGCAAAACAUGUGGCAUACUUUUAAAGGCAGAGUACAUCAGCAAAGAUGGGAUCCCUUAUUGUGAAAUGGAUUACCAUGCUAAGUAUGGCAUUAAAUGCGACCACUGUGAACAGUUCAUCACAGGCAGAGUGCUGGAGGCUGGUGAGAAGCACUAUCACCCAACCUGUGCACGAUGUGUCAGAUGCAAUCUGAUGUUUGCAGAAGGUGAAGAGAUGUACCUUCAAGGCAAUUCAAUAUGGCAUCCUAUAUGUCGUCAGGCCGCUAAAUCAGAAGAGAGAAACAAGGAAACAAGAACAUCUUCAGAAAGUAUUAUCUCAGUACCGGCAUCAAGCACUUCUGGAUCCCCUAGUCGAGUUAUAUAUGCAAAACUUGGGGAUGAAAUUAUUGACUACAAGGACUUGGCGGCUCUACCUAAGAACAAAGCCAUCUAUAAUAUUGAUCGUCCUGAUAUGAUCUCCUAUUCUCCAUAUAUCUGUUACUCUACAGAUGAUAGACAUAGUUAUGGGGAGGGAGAUCCGGAUGAUCGGUCAGUUAAACAAUACCGGGCAUCUAGUCCAAGCUCGACGGGGUCAUUAGGUUAUGGUCGUUACACCCCAACAUCCCAUUCACCCCAGCACUACAGCAGACCAGUUGGUACUGAGCCUUUUGGUACCAGUAGCUGCCUCUCUCUGUCCCAACACACAAGCCCUACAUCUGCUUUCCAGCAUCAUUACAUCCCUUUCUUCAAAGGCAGCGAAAGUGGGCGCAGCACCCCAAGCUUAUCCAUGUGCUCAGACAGCAAAUCUUCACCUUCUUCCUAUCACCAAGCACCUAGACAUUUCCAUGUUCCAGACACUGGAGUUAAAGAUAACAUCUAUAGGAAACCCCCUAUCUACAAACAGCAUGCAUCAAGAAGAUCCGAAGGGGACGAAAUCAAUUUAGAUCCAGAUAGUAGCAAGGUGAAAACAAAUUGGCUUAUUCUCAAGGGAGAGAUUGACGGACAGUGUAACUCCACAGAUACCGAUACACGGUCAUUGUCUCACAGCUCUGGAUCCUACAGAGAUGCGUCGAAGAACACUCAAGGUGAUGGGUCUUACAACAGUUUACUAUACUCCAAGUCAGCAUCCCUUCCUGGUUAUGGUAAAAAUGGUCUAAAUAGAGCUGCUAAUUUUGGUCAGUUCCAUUUGGAUGACGAUUCCAGCUGGGGCAUGAGAGAUUACAAGAUCUAUCCCUACGAAACAUUGAUUGUAACGAACCAAGUGCGAGUGAAGUUGCCAAAGGAUGUGGACAGAACCAGGCUGGAGAGACACUUGUCAGUCGAGGAAUUCCAGAGUGUCUUUGGGAUGACAAUUGAAGAAUUUGAUCGAUUGGCACUUUGGAAACGGAAUGAUCUGAAGAAGAAAGCAUUGCUCUUCUAGCCUCGUUUAGAUGGGGAGACCACUUUUUGCACCCAGAUACUGUGGAUUACCAUCUAAGCUAUCUGUGCACCACUGGAACUGUAAGCCACAGCAGCUGGAGUAGCAGCGGUUGUCUCUCAAUACCCAAGCAAACACAUCGACAUCCCCUCCCAGACUGACAUCUAUUCCUGCCGAUGGCUAUUACCAUUCAUAUUAUUCUGGAAACAAAUGCGCAGACAAUUCUGAAGCAGCCAGAUGAUGCAGAAACAAUGGUAACCAAUGGCUGGAAACAUUUUUUUCAUUAUUUUAUUUGCCGUACGUACUCCGUGUAAUGAACCCAGAAAUACAAUACUCUCUAGACAGCUGUCAAUGUGUACCAUGGAAAUCUCACCAACAGUAUGCGUAAUCAAUUAAUCUGUUGCUGUAAAAUUC
Messenger RNA from Pelobates fuscus (common spadefoot toad), 2513 nucleotides. RefSeq names its product actin binding LIM protein family member 2 (gene ABLIM2). Gene Ontology annotation, biological process: cytoskeleton organization; lamellipodium assembly. The transcript has 21 exons. The coding region runs from base 162 to 2102 and encodes 646 amino acids. Gene Ontology annotation, molecular function: actin filament binding. Gene Ontology annotation, cellular component: actin cytoskeleton. NCBI's taxonomy places the organism in Eukaryota, Metazoa, Chordata, Amphibia, Anura, Pelobatidae. The record is from RefSeq and is a predicted model, not a curated record.